Malassezia restricta is the source of this 1719-nucleotide messenger RNA. RefSeq lists its product as uncharacterized. The transcript has a single exon. Lineage: Eukaryota; Fungi; Basidiomycota; Malasseziomycetes; Malasseziales; Malasseziaceae. Bases 1 to 1719 code for a protein of 572 amino acids. The record is from RefSeq and is a predicted model, not a curated record.
AUGACGUCGGAUCCCGUGGCGGAGGCGCGCUCGCUCCUGCAUCGCAUCCGCGCACUGGGUGCCGUGGAAGUGGGCAAGCCAGAGACAUGGCAUGCUUUGGAGCCAGAGGACCGCACGGCUCUGACGGGCGCAUGCAAUGCCUCAGACGCGGAACGCAUCGUGUCCCAACAAACAGGGGCGCUGCAGCAGCGCAUAUCCCAGCUUCGGGCGCAGUUUGGCGAUCAGAUGAAGAAGGCAUGGCAGGUGCCCACCGAAGUACUGAAUGAGGAAGGAUUGCCUUUUGUCGAUCCACUCGAAACGCUGCCGGACUCGCCACCACAGUCGCCGCACCGUCUCUCGGAUCCGCCGCCGCCAACAGGCAAUGUGCUUGGACGCGUGCCUGGCCGCAUUGUGCCUUUUGACCCGACACUGCAUGGCGAUGACCGGCGUGCGUGGAUGAACUCGAUCAUGGAUCAACUGGAGCAGGAAGAACAAGCCGAAGAGGCACAGCACGCACCUGCCCCGCUAUCCCUCCGUCGUGGCUUUCUGCAGCGCGAAUCGCGACCCAAGAAACAAGCUCCGCCGGCUGAGCCAGAGCGUCCUGUUAACGUUCCCCCGGGCAUGGACCCGGAGGAUGCCGGCACGUACGAGGAAGCAGCGCGUAUCGUCGAGCUUCUUGGCCCACAAGUCAUUCAAGGCCAUCCCAACGCCGAGCGUAUCUUUGCCGAGAUGGAAGCAUCCCAGCCCCACAUUGUUCAAAAGACGGAACCAGCGCCCGCUCCGUCUGCCAAGCCGCCGAUCGGUGACGUGGUCGUAGAACGUGCCGCGGACGCUCCGACCGAGCGCACGAGCUCUUCUACGCGUCGGCCCAGUGCCUUUAAGCAGCGCAUGCGCAAAGAUACCCUACCGUCGGCACCAUCUGUGUCCCAGGGCGUCUCUGCUAUUGAGCGUGCAGGUCGUGCGGAUGACGAGAUGGCCGAGCAGCGUAGGCAGCAGGGACUCCCGCCACGCGUGCCACACGCUCGUCCGACCAAGGCCUACGCUGCCAAGCUAGCACACAAAGCAGAGUCGACGGAGAUGGAUGUGGACGAGAAGCCGAAUCGGCGUGUGCGCUUUGGCGGCGAGGAAGUGUAUCCUCCGGAGGAGCCUGAGGAGCAUGAGGAGGAGGAGGAGCAUGAGGAGGAAGAAGACGGCGACUCUGACGGAGCGCCCUGGACGUCAGAAGAUGACAUGAUCUGGGACAGCGACGAGGCGUACGACUCCGACGAUCUCGAGGCCCUCAAGCCGAGCAUGGACGGUCAUCCAGACGACGCAUUCUGGACCGAGGAGCUAGCGCGCGAGUACGCCGAGGCAAAGGCGCGUCUUUCGCUUCCUGUCUCAAGGAGCACACAUGAUCAAGUGGAUGAUACAGAAGACACGUACGGCCUAGCGCCCCUAUCGUCCCAACCGCGCGUCUCGCGAUUCAAGGCAGCACGCAUGUCCGGCGAGAGCGUGCCGGAUCCUAAUGGCCAAGUGGCUGAAAUGUCGGCAAAUGAGCGCACGAUGCCCAUGAUGGUCCUGCCUUCCUUGGCGCCUGUGCGAUUUCCGCGGCCGCUGGCCGAGGAUGAUCGCGACUUGGAGGGCGAGAGCGACGAAGAUGACGAGCGACUGCAUGCUCUCAUGCGUGCGCGCAUGUCGAUGCAGGCAGCUGAAGAGCCAUCGCGAGCGCCGCAGCGCCCUCCCCAAGUAGGCCGUGCUUGA